Messenger RNA from Nelumbo nucifera (sacred lotus), 1338 nucleotides. RefSeq names its product Peptide methionine sulfoxide reductase family protein (gene MSRA5). Gene Ontology annotation, biological process: cellular response to oxidative stress. Lineage: Eukaryota; Viridiplantae; Streptophyta; Magnoliopsida; Proteales; Nelumbonaceae. Gene Ontology annotation, cellular component: cytoplasm. The record is from RefSeq and is a predicted model, not a curated record. Gene Ontology annotation, molecular function: peptide-methionine (S)-S-oxide reductase activity.
UGUCCUAACUAUCAAACGACCAAGAUCUUUUGAGACAAGGAGGGUGCCAGGAGGAUCUACCUGAGUUCACAGACUUUUUCGGGUACGUGUUUUACGCCCGCUCACAUGAGAGCGACGAUUCUGACUAAAUAAUAAUUUGCCGGGAAAUCAAUCAACCCGACCGUGACGAAUCUCGGAGUUUCGCUGCGUUCUUCCUCAACUAAAGCAAAUGAAACCGAUGAAGGGAGAUAUCGUCGUCAGUCACCUUCUAGGGUUUGCUAUUCUGAGCAUCUUAACGGCAAACGGGGCUCUAAGUAUUCGAUUGCCCGAUCGGAUCACUGAAGGCGUAAAAGACUCCUCCACUCAGCCUCUGAAAACCGCUGUUUUCGCUCUCGGAAGCUUUUGGAGAUCGGAAGCUGCCUUCGGAUGCUUGGAUGGCGUCAUACGAACAACUGUUGGUUACGCCGGAGGAACUAAAACUAAUCCGGAGUUCAGAAGCCUGGGCGAUCAUGCUGAAUCUGUUCAGAUUGAAUAUGAUCCCAAGAUUAUUAAUUUCAGGCAGCUUUUGGAGGUCUUUUGGUCUAGUCAUGAUUCUAGGCAAGUUUUUGGACAAGGUCCUGAUGUGGGUAACCAGUACAGGUCAAUAAUCUUCACCAAUGGUACUGAAGAGACUAGAAUAGCUUCUGCAAGCAAAGAAAGGGAGCAGACAAGAUCAAAGAGUAGUAUUGUGACUACACAAAUUCAACAACUGAGAAUGUUUUAUCCUGCAGAGCCUGAACAUCAGAAAUUUGAACUGAAGAGAAAUUAUUUUCUCCUUCAGCUUAUUGGUAACAUGCCCGAAGAGGAACUUGUAAGAUCAACUAUAGCAGCAAAACUAAAUGGCUAUGCAGCAGAGCUUUGCCCUCCAAGGACCCAAAGGCAAAUUGAUGCCAAGAUCAAUGACAUCCUUCGAAAAGGGUGGCCAAUAUUGAGAGACGUGUAGUUAAAGAUAGGUUUUGAGUCUUUAUGCUUAAGUUGGCAAGAUAGAAGUCUGUUUGUUUCCCAAGUUGCCCCCUUGAGCUUGUUUCCCAAGCUGUGUUUGUUUGUUUUUUUUUUUUUUUUGGGGGGGGGGGGGGACUGAUCUUCAAGUAAUUGUUGUAUGUCAUAUCUACUGUUGUACUAGUAAUGCUGGUCAAUGGGUGUCAGCAGCCAUGCCAUUGCAGUGAGUGCAUAAUUUUUUCUUGUGGUUUUGAAAUCCAGAAAGUUUCAACGUUCUCUGUAUUUGAGAGGUUGGAAUUGAAUGUCAAAAUGGUAAAUGUAGCUUUCUUAUCAGCUGUUCAAAGGAGCCUUGAGGAGUAAAUAGUUUUUCAGUUUCACCAA